UUUCAUAACACACUUCUUGUUCUCCCGCCGUUUCUCAAACCCUAGCCAGCUCCUGUUUCUAAAAUUUCUCUAAGAAAUGUUGGAGCUUCGUCUUGUUCAGGGUUCGCUCCUCAAGAAGGUCUUGGAAUCGAUCAAGGACUUGGUGAAUGAUGCCAACUUUGACUGUUCGGCCACCGGAUUCUCUCUUCAGGCCAUGGACUCGAGCCAUGUCGCCCUGGUGGCUCUUCUCCUUCGGGCGGAGGGCUUCGAACAUUAUCGCUGCGAUAGGAACAUGUCCAUGGGAAUGAACUUGAACAACAUGUCGAAGAUGCUCAAGUGUGCCGGCAAUGAUGAUAUUAUUACAAUCAAGGCCGAUGACGGCAGUGAUACUGUCACUUUCAUGUUCGAAAGCCCCACUCAAGAUAAGAUUUCCGAUUUCGAGAUGAAAUUGAUGGACAUCGACAGUGAGCAUCUUGGAAUUCCAGAUGCGGAGUACCAUGCUAUUGUUAGGAUGCCUUCUGCUGAGUUCGCUAGAAUAUGCAAAGAUCUCAGCAGCAUUGGUGAUACUGUUGUGAUUUCUGUCACAAAGGAAGGUGUCAAGUUCUCAACAAGAGGUGAUAUUGGAUCUGCCAAUGUUGUUUGCAGGCAGAAUACCACUGUAGACAAGCCUGAAGAAGCAACAGUCAUAGAGAUGAACGAGCCAGUUUCCUUGACAUUUGCUCUUAGGUAUAUGAACUCGUUCACUAAGGCAACCCCUCUUUCUAACACCGUCACCAUCAGCUUGUCUUCCGACCUACCUGUCGUCGUUGAGUACAAAAUAGCAGAGAUGGGAUAUGUUAGGUUUUACUUAGCUCCCAAAAUAGAAGAAGAUGAGGAUGAGACCAAGCCUUAGGUCUAAUAGUAGAGUUACCAUUUGUUUCUAAAUCAUUUUAGGAUGUGUUUGAACUUUUCUUUUCUGUACUAUAGCAGCUAUGAGUUGUGAUUUAGGAGUUUCUUAACGUCCAGUAUCUACUUCUCUGUUUAUGAGCUUCAAAUUCUGAUUUUUCCUC
This is a messenger RNA of Cucurbita maxima (winter squash), 1028 nucleotides long. Its product is annotated as proliferating cell nuclear antigen. The transcript is spliced from 4 exons. Gene Ontology annotation, molecular function: DNA polymerase processivity factor activity; DNA binding. Gene Ontology annotation, cellular component: PCNA complex. The record is from RefSeq and is a predicted model, not a curated record. Gene Ontology annotation, biological process: translesion synthesis; leading strand elongation; regulation of DNA replication. Bases 77 to 871 code for a protein of 264 amino acids. Lineage: Eukaryota; Viridiplantae; Streptophyta; Magnoliopsida; Cucurbitales; Cucurbitaceae.